UGGGUUCUCAAAACAAAUAAGCUUAAUAUUAUAGAAGUACUGUGUCGGUCUCGGUAACGCGUGUUCCGUUAACACUGAAAUCUCUUUGUUUCUUAGUUAUUGUACCGAUUGUGGUAUCUUUUAUCCCAAUUCUAACUCCUAGUAGAAUCUUAGUGGAUUCAUAAAACCUGAUUAAGCUUUCUCCGUUUUCUCAACCGAAGCCGGUUGGCGUCGUCGCCACAAUGGAAGUUGAAAGCAUUGUGUCCGACUCUGAAAACGUGGUUAUGGAAGAAAACGAGAAGCCGGUGGUAGAGCAAGGCGCUGGUGACGCCGCUGCCUCUAUUUCAGGCCGUGUGCGUCGUAGGCACAAGAAAUUGGCCCGUACUAACAGCAAGGAGGGAAGCAACGUAUCCGCGCCGCUUCCGAAAUAUCGCAGCUGGAAGAAUAGUCGUCGACCAAGGAACGGGCAUGGCAGGGGCUUGCCUAAAAAAGGUGGUGCUGGUGGGAAGGGAGUUUGGGGUCUGCCUGGCUCGGAGAUGCUGGAAGAAUACGCGGAAGAUGAGAACGAUCCAAACUACGACUCUGAAGCCAUAACCAAUGGUGAUAUUGAGUUUAAACAAGUGAUUGUUGAGGCUGAGCCUGAAGAAAUUGUGCGUAAAUCGGAGCCAGUGAUACUGGAGUACUUCGAGCAUGGUGAUACAAACGCAGCGGCUGAGGACUUCUUGGAGUAUGUCACGGCGAAACGGAGCCACUUGGUAUGCGAAACAAUAGUUGAAAUCGCGUUGGACCACAAACCGUCGCACUGUGAAAUGGCGUCGGUGCUCAUCUCGGAUUUGUAUGGGAGAGUUUUCUCGGUUAGAGAUAUCAGCUAUGCAUUCGAGAGGUUAUUGGACAAGUUACCCGAUCUCUUACUGGACACGCCCGAUGCGACAGUACUCCUGUCUAACUUCAUCGCCAGAUGUGUUGCUGAUGAUUGUCUUCCGCCGAGAUUCGUUCAGGCCAUGUCCAAUGUUGAGUUGAAUCCGGCUGCCAGACAAACUAUCCAAAGAGCGGAGACUCUACUCUCUAUGAAGCAUGGACUCGUCCGGCUGGACAACAUUUGGGGCGUUGGUGGUGGUAUUAGGCCAGUGAAAUCGCUGAUCCGUCAGAUCCAACUUCUCCUGAAAGAGUACCUGACGUCAUCAGACUUGAAUGAAGCCAUGCGCUGCGUGAAGGAUCUGGAGGUGCCGCAUUUCCACCACGAGCUGGUGUAUGAGACCGUGUUAUUAGCAGUUGAAGCGAUCAAUACAAGUGUUGAAGAACAACUUUGCACGUUCCUGUCCGAACUCCGGCGCAGUGUUAUUGUCACGCCCGAUCAAAUGGACAGGGGUUUUCUCCGAGUGCUAGAAGACAUGUCUGAUAUAGUAUUGGAUGUGCCCCUCGCGUACAUUAUGCUGGAUCGCUUUGUUGAACGGUGCCAGCACAAGUUCAGAUUGGGCGAGACUGUUCUCAAGCGUAUGCCAACUCGAGGUCGCAAACGCUUUGUGUCCGAAGGUGACGGUGGCGCCAUCAAGGACCACGCACUGAAACUGCGCGAGUAAACCCGCCGUAUACGCAUAGUAUGGUGUAUAAUGUAUUUUUUACGAAAAAACUUUUUUUUUUUUUUGUAAGUUGUAUGAAAUUUUGUAAGAUUUUUUUUUUCAAUUUCUCGGGUAUUUUUUACAUUCAGUU
Messenger RNA from Pieris napi, 1689 nucleotides. It is a transcript of the gene Pdcd4, whose product is annotated as programmed cell death protein 4. NCBI's taxonomy places the organism in Eukaryota, Metazoa, Arthropoda, Insecta, Lepidoptera, Pieridae. The record is from RefSeq and is a predicted model, not a curated record. The transcript has 10 exons. Gene Ontology annotation, cellular component: cytosol; nucleus. Gene Ontology annotation, biological process: negative regulation of DNA-templated transcription. Bases 222 to 1559 code for a protein of 445 amino acids.